AUGCGAGCAAAGGGGGUCUUCUUUUCCUAUAACAAUGUCCUGCACUUCCUGCAUUUCUCUACCAACCUCCAGGACAUGGAACAAGCUCAGAAUCAGCCCACAGAUCCCAGGGCUGCCAGGGCUGCCAGGGCUGCACUGAGCUCCGUGCCCACAGGAGACAGGAGAGUUUCCAGGUCUCCCACUGGGGUGCCUGAAGAGUGGGAGGAAGGAGAUAAAGAGAGCGCACCAGCCAGAGUGGUGCAUCUCCAUCCUGGGGUCGCGUUGUUGCUGUUUCCUGUGGACUGCCCCAGGGGACCCAGGUAUCACAUAGAAUGGGCAUCAAGUGCAGUGGGUAACUAUAGCAUUGUCACGGAGUUUGUGCUCCUGGGAUUUUCUCAUCUCCAUGAGUUCCAGGUCCUGCUGUUUGCUCUAAUCCUGUUGAUAUAUGUGCUGACGCUGCUGGGCAACCUGGCCAUCAUCAGCCUCACUUGCCUUGACUCCCACCUUCACUUACCCAUGUACUUCUUCCUCUGCGACUUAUCCCUCAUGGAGAUGCUGGUCACCUCCACUGUGGUACCUAGGAUGCUGGCAGACCUGCUAUCCACUCACAAGACGAUGUCUCUGGCUGAAUGCCUAAUCCAGUCUUUCUUUUACUUCUCCCUGGGCUCUGCCAACUUCUUGAUCCUCACGGUCAUGGUCUUUGAUCACUACAUGGCCAUCUGCCGCCCCCCGCACUACCCAACCAUCAUGAAUGGUUCAGCGUGUGUGAAGCUGGUGGUGGCCUGUUGGGUGGUUGGUUUCCUCUCCAUUGUCUCUCCCACACUGCAGAAAAUACAGCUCUGGUUCUGUGGCCCUAACAUCGUCGACAACUACUUCUGUGACUCUGCCCUGCUGCUCAAGCUUGCCUGCUCUGACACCCACCAUAUUGAGCGCAUGGUUCUCUUCCUGUCCCUGCUCUUUGUGCUGACCACCAUGCUGCUCAUCAUCCUCUCCUACGUCCUCGUUGUGGCUGCUGUGCUGCACAUCCCCUCCUCCUCUGGGUGCCAGAAGGCCUUCUCCACCUGUGCCUCUAACCUCACAGUGGUGGUGCUGGGCUAUGGCAGUGCCAUCUUCAUCUACGUGAGGCCAGGCAAGGGCCAUUCCACACACCUCAACAAGGUGGUGGCCCUGGUGACUGCAGUGGUAACUCCUUUCCUCAACCCCUUCAUCUUUACCUUCCGGAAUGAGAAGGUCAAGGAGGUCAUUGAGGAUGUGACCAAAAGGAUCUUCCUUAGAGACCCAGCAGCCUGUAGGUGAAAGAGUGAGCCCUUGACAGGGCUGGAGAGCACCUGACAAGUCAUGAGGAGUAGACUUGCUGCAAGUGGGCACCCGCAUGCCUAAGCUGGAGCUCCUCACUCUCUUUUUUUCUCAAUUUCUCCUGCUCUCUCAUCUUCAUGCAAGUUU
Molecule: messenger RNA, 1422 nt
Organism: Mandrillus leucophaeus (drill)
Lineage: Eukaryota; Metazoa; Chordata; Mammalia; Primates; Cercopithecidae
Product: olfactory receptor 6V1-like
Exons: 4
Coding region: 1-1275 (424 amino acids)
Biological process (GO): G protein-coupled receptor signaling pathway
Cellular component (GO): membrane
Molecular function (GO): olfactory receptor activity; G protein-coupled receptor activity
Source: RefSeq, a predicted model, not a curated record